AUGGAAAGUGGAGACGAACGUCCAUAUCGCUCCCAUACGAAGCCAGCAUGUCUUCCCUGCCGGCGUAGAAAGUCGCGCUGCAAAAUUGAGCCCCACACUGAGGCGUGUUUGAUGUGCCGUGCGCACGGCACUGAUUGCACAUUCCCAAAUGGACGGGCAAAGGCAACAUCUCACAAACGGCAUUCCACGGAGACAGCGCCGAGAGUUCCACACCCGGCUUUGCGUACGCCUGUGGCUGGGCCAUCGAAUGGACUUCUGGCUGUGUCACCACACUUCUCGAACUCACAAAGCCAAAAUCUGGACACACCGUUGUCGCUUGAAGCUGAUGAUGAUAACCCUCAUAUCCUGGGCCCAGCCGUGACCGGGGAUAAUCAUGUUCUGGCUGACUACCUGUCAAAUAUAUCGGGUGGGCAGGGGAUACGUGAGAUCCGGCCCGUUGAGCCGGGGAGUUCCUCGUCCCCUGUCAUUUUUACGAAAGUACAGAAAAGACCUUUGGGGCUUACUGUGAACUGCAGCCCAGCAAUGAAAAACCUCGAGACGAUUGAAAAGCUCAUCGAACCAUGGGGGCCACAUCUGAUUGAGCUAUACCUGAAGAAAGUCAAUCCUUGUCUUCCACUCCUUGACGAGACGUCAUUCAGAGCGCAAUAUAUGAAUACAAAACACCGGAUAUCCCCCGCCCUACUCGCAAACCUGUACGCGCAGUCACUCACAUAUUGGAGACACGAUCCGGUACUAUCGCGAGAAAGAUGUCCAGAUUCUCGCUUUGUCUGGAACCUUGCAAUAGAAGCCUCAUAUUCUGAGCUGCAUGCAUCAGCCGGUAUAUCGACAAUCAAAUCCCUUUUACUGGAUGUAGGGGGGCGUCCAACAACUUCCAUGACUGGCAAUGGUGUCAGACUUAGCUCAGCUCUUUCGCUGUGCCAUUCUCUAGGGUUGAAUAGGAAUCCGCUUCCAUGGGAUAUCCCGCAAGCUGAAAAACACCUGAGAAUGAAAGUUUGGUGGUCAGUGCUUAUCCACGACCGUUGGUCAAGCCUUACUUACGGCACCCCACCUCACAUAAGACGCUCACAGUAUGACGUUCCACUGCCGAUUCCCGAAUAUCUCUCAGACUGGGAAUACAACCGCGCAGCGAAUUCAGUAUUCAUCGAACUGAUGAAUCUGACUGAUGUCCUUGACCACUGCUUGGAGCAUGUAUACAACAUCCGCAUCGAAUCUCAGACUCCGACGAGAAACCUGGAGCUUGAUCUGAACAAAUGGGUGGACUCGUUGACAGGUGAAAUCCGAAAAAUAAUAAUUCGCGGCUCGAAUCUCGACAUUCCUGGUGCUUCCAAUCUUCGGCUUGCAUACCUGGCCACAAGGCUCUUGCUGAGGCGAAUCGAUCUCGACAAGGAAAGGCAAGCACAAGACCCUAACCCAGAGGCAAUGGCCAAUCGAACGAUGGAGGCCCGCAGGACAGCGGAAGAUAUCGUAGUUCUGGUACAGGAACUGGAGGAGGCACAGCUGGGCGACUUUUGGCUCCCUGUUGCCGCAUUUACCUUUUCUUCGACUGUAACUUUCCUUAUUCGCUGUGCACUGGAAAAAGAGCAGGGAGCCGGGCUCACUGAAAGCGGUUCUUUGAGAAUGGCGAGUGAUUUUCUGGAUUCGCUGAGGUCACACCAGCGGAACUCUGGGUGGGAUUUGGCUGAUAUUUGCCUAGCGCAACAUUCUGAAGUUGUCGAGAGGCUGUUAAACUCCUCGCCUCCAGUGAUCAACUCAGAAACAAACGCAGAGCAGCAUUUUGUUCACGACAUGGCCUUUGUGGAUGACAUGUUCCCGAGUAUUUGGGACACUCUGCAAAGUAUUUAG
Messenger RNA from Penicillium salamii, 1842 nucleotides. NCBI's taxonomy places the organism in Eukaryota, Fungi, Ascomycota, Eurotiomycetes, Eurotiales, Aspergillaceae. The record is from the annotation of a GenBank genome assembly.